Messenger RNA from Impatiens glandulifera, 641 nucleotides. Its product is annotated as photosystem I reaction center subunit VI, chloroplastic-like. Gene Ontology annotation, cellular component: photosystem I; chloroplast thylakoid membrane; photosystem I reaction center. The record is from RefSeq and is a predicted model, not a curated record. Lineage: Eukaryota; Viridiplantae; Streptophyta; Magnoliopsida; Ericales; Balsaminaceae. Bases 71 to 511 code for a protein of 146 amino acids. The transcript is spliced from 3 exons. Gene Ontology annotation, biological process: photosynthesis.
GCAUCUGAUCAAAGUAGCACCACCAACAGCAAAAAAAAAAAAAAACAAUCUUUAUAGAAAAAUAAGGCCCAUGGCAUCUCUUGCAACGUUCGCCGCCGUCCAUCCAGGCACCAUCAAGGGCCUCGCCGGAAGCUCCAUUACCGGAACUAAGCUCCAAAUCAACCCAUCUCGCCAAAACCUCAAACCCACAAGUUACAGAAGAAAGGCUGGAGCUGUUGUAGCUAAGUAUGGUGAAAAGAGUGUUUACUUUGAUUUGGAAGAUUUGGCUAACACUACCGGUCAAUGGGAUGUUUACGGUUCAGAUGCACCUUCACCUUAUAACCCACUCCAGAGCAAAUUCUUUGAGACAUUCGCCGCCCCUUUCACCAAGAGAGGAUUGUUGCUGAAAUUCUUAAUCUUGGGAGGUGGUUCGACGCUUGCUUAUGUCAGUGCCACCGCAUCACCGGACGUUUUACCGAUCAAGAAGGGUCCCCAAUUGCCUCCAAAGCUUGGACCUCGUGGCAAAAUCUAAUUCUUUGCAUUUAGACUACAAAAUGAAUGAAUAUGUUCUUUUUUCUUUUUUUGAUUUACUGGAGAUUUGAACUUUCUCUAUAUGUAAUGAAACUAAACUAAACCCAAGUCAGUUUCUUGGUGCUCUGUCA